AUGGAGAAGCAAAACAAGAGGUUGGCUGUUUUGGUAGGCUGCAACUACCCCAACACCCGGAACGAGCUCCAUGGUUGCAUAAAUGAUGUACUCACCAUGCGCGACACGCUGGUGAGUCGGUUUGGGUUUGAUCCUAACCACAUUGAGCUACUGACUGAUGAUGGAUCUGCAUCAGUCUUGCCAACAGGUGCAAACAUUAAGAAGGCACUUGAUGCAAUGGUUGACCAGGCUGAACCAGGGGAUGUGCUCUACUUUCACUACAGUGGACAUGGAACAAGGAUUCCAUCAUUGAAACCAGGCAGGCCUUUCAGGCAGGAUGAGGCAAUUGUGCCUUGUGAUUUCAAUCUCAUCACCGAUGUGGAUUUCAGACAAUUAGUAAACCGCUUACCAAAGGGAGCAAGCUUUACAAUACUGUCGGAUUCAUGCCACAGUGGAGGCCUCAUUGACAAAGAGAAAGAGCAGAUUGGACCUUCUCAUGUCACAUCUGAAAUUAGUGACACGUUAUCCGGUUCCUGUAAUAAGACCAAGGCAAUUCCUUUCGAGUCCAUAUUGGAGCACCUCACCUCAUUAACUGGCAUAAGCACAUCUGACAUUGCAACUCACUUUCUAGAGUUGUUUGCAGCCGACGCCAGCCUCAAGUUUCGCUUACCUCUACUCGAUCUCAACUUCUUCGAGUCGUUGAAGCCGGAUGAGGGGAUUCUUCUGAGUGGGUGUCAAGCCAAUGAGACAUCAGCCGACAUGAUGAACCCGGUUAUGACCGGUGGAAAGGCAUGUGGAGCAUUCAGCAAUGCUAUUGAAAUGGUUUUGAGGAAGCAUGAGGCUCCGCUAAGCAAUAGAGAGGUCGUGAUGCUAGCUAGAGUAUUUCUUCAGGAACAAGGCAUUGAGCAGCAUCCUUGUCUCUAUUGCAAUGAUGAGAAUGCCAAUGCUACUUUCUUGUAUCAACCAGCUGCUCACCAGAACUCGAGUUCAUAAGAUAUGCAUGGCAGCUAUACAUAUUGUUGGAAAGUUUAAUCAAGUCGCAACACUGAAUUGAAUA
This is a messenger RNA of Fragaria vesca subsp. vesca, 1036 nucleotides long. RefSeq names its product metacaspase-9-like. Bases 1 to 972 code for a protein of 323 amino acids. Gene Ontology annotation, biological process: proteolysis. The record is from RefSeq and is a predicted model, not a curated record. Gene Ontology annotation, molecular function: cysteine-type endopeptidase activity. The transcript has 2 exons. Lineage: Eukaryota; Viridiplantae; Streptophyta; Magnoliopsida; Rosales; Rosaceae.